UUUUCGCUGCCAGCAAACGCAACCUCGAGAGAGAGAGCGAGCAAAGGAUACACGGAGAGAGAGAACCAAAGUAUAGCAAUGGCGGCUUCUGUAUCUGCCUGGUCUAAACCGGGAGCAUGGGCGCUUGAUUCCGAAGAACACGAAGCCGAGCUCCUUCAACAGAAAGACAAGGAUGACACUUCCCAAUUUCCUUCUCUUGCCGUCGCCGCUGCCACCAAGCCCAAGAAGAAGAAGGGCCAGACUAUCCCCUUGGCUGAUUUCACUACCUACGGAGGCCCUAAACCAUCCCAGGCCUCUCAUUCCGAUGGCUUGACGCAUGAAGACCUCAUGUUGCUGCCAACCGGUCCUCGCCAUCGAACCGCCGAGGAACUUGAGCGCGACCGGAGUCGACUUGGUGGUGGUUUUAGGUCUUAUGGUUCCUAUGACCGGCCCAAUAGGAAUUCUGGCGGGGACGAGUCGUUCAAUUCUCGAUGGGGUUCAUCUAGGGUUUGUGAUGAGCCCAGGAGGAAUGGUUCCUUCGGUCGGGAUUCGAAUCGUGAAAUGGCGCCUUCGCGAGCUGACGAAAUAGAUAAUUGGACUGCUGCGAAGAAACCGAUCGUUGGGAAUGGUUUUGAGAGGAGAGAGAGGGAUAGAGGAGGCUUUUUUGAUUCACAAUCGAGAGCUGAUGAAUCGGACAGUUGGGUAGCUAAUAAGAAUUAUGUGCCAUCGGAGGGGCGCAGAUUUGGUUCGAAUGGUGGUGGAUUUGAGAGAGACAGGAAGGUUGGAUUUGGUUCGAGCGGUGGUGCAGAUUCGGAUAAUUGGAACAGGAAGAAAGGGGAAUUUAACGGAGGAAGCGGCAUUGACAGAAUUGAGACCCCGAGUGGAAGACCUAGACUAAAUUUGCAGCCUCGAUCACUGCCUCUGAGUAAUGGAAGCCAAGAAGGUUCUGGGAAUUUGGCAAAGCCCAAGGGUCCAAACCCAUUCGGAGACGCAAAGCCAAGGGAGGAGGUUUUGGCGGAGAAGGGGCAGGAUUGGAAGAAGAUUGACCAGCAGCUGGACGCAAUGAAGAUUAAGGAAACAGUCGAGAAGAACGAUGGAUUUGGGAGGAGGGGCUUUGGUUCUGGCGAUGGACGUGCUAGUUUGCCCGAAGAAAGAGCUGAAAGGAGCUGGAGGAAGGCAGUAUCUGAUGACAGUCGUCCAACAAGCGCUGAGAAAUCCGAGGAUGGGCAAGUUGAAGAAAACUGAAGGUUUGUGAAUUAGUUUUGUCGCUGCGAAAUAGACAUGUUGAUGAAAUUUGGAAAUUGAAUACGGAGCUUCCUUUUUUCGUGUUAUUUUAUUUUUCAUGACUUUUCUAAAAGCAUCUAUUCCGAGACACUAUACUGAAACAGUUAUAGACAAUUUUGGUUGGUCUGCAUGUAGCUUAGAUAGUCUUAGCUGUUAUAUCUUUGUUCAUAGCCGACUGUGGCGGCAAUUUUCGCCAUUUGAAAAUCAUGUAUUAAACAUCUAGUGGGUUCUGAGCUACCGAUUUUGGUAUUUAUUUUCAACUCAAUAAUAUUUGUAUGUGCGUUGGACGGAUUCCCCUCCAUUGUUAAUUUCAUGUAAUUUUGUUUUGAUUUGA
Molecule: messenger RNA, 1597 nt
Organism: Prosopis cineraria
Lineage: Eukaryota; Viridiplantae; Streptophyta; Magnoliopsida; Fabales; Fabaceae
Product: eukaryotic translation initiation factor 4B3-like
Exons: 2
Coding region: 79-1224 (381 amino acids)
Molecular function (GO): translation initiation factor activity; mRNA binding
Source: RefSeq, a predicted model, not a curated record